GAGCCUGAUCAUUAGCAGCCAUGGCUGUGGAAGGUGGCAUGAAAUGUGUCAAGUAUUUGCUCUUCUUUUUCAACUUCAUCUUCUGGCUAUGUGGAUUCGCGUUGAUUGUCGUGGGAGUCAUGGUUCAGGUGUCUCUGAACAAAACCUUAUUGAUUAAGGAUGUGUCCGCCUCAGCAGGUCCCAUUGUCAUCAUCUCAGUCGGUGUCUUGGUUUUCUUCAUCGCAUUCUUCGGCUGCUGUGGAGCCUGGAAAGAGAACCAGUGCAUGGUCGUGACGUUUGCUGUCCUUCUCUCGUUGAUCAUCAUUGCUGAGAUUGCAGCAGCAAUCCUCGGAUACGUCUUCAGGAACAAAAUCUCAAAAGUCGUCCAGGAUAGCCUCACUGACAUGAUCAACAAAUACGGGAACAGCUCCAAAGAGACCCAAGAUGCUGUGGAUAAACUGCAGGAGACCUGGAAGUGCUGUGGCGUGAACAGCUCCUCUGAUUGGAAGAACUUCAGCCCUGAUGGUGGAACAGUGCCAGACUCAUGCUGCUUGAAUGUCACUAAAAACUGUGGAAAAGGCACCAUGACAGACGCCAGCAAAGUCUACCAGAAGGGUUGUCAUGAUGUUCUGGAGACCUUCAUAAGGAACAACAUCCAGUGGGUGAUAAUUGCAGCCGUCGUCAUUGCUGUCCUACAGGUUCUGGGCGUGGUGUUUGCCUGCUUGUUGGUGAAAAGCAUCCGCAGCGAAUAUGAAGUCAUGUGAUUUCCAGCAGAGUAGUUAAUGGCUGGUCAGCUCACACUUAGUGACAGCUUUAUUUCUAAACAUUUGUUAGUUGUCCUAUGCUUCUUUUAUUAUACAAAGAACAUCUUUCUUUCUUGAAUAUUUUUCUGCAGAUACAGGUCCUUCUCAAAUAAUUAGCAUAUUUUUGAUUUUUCUUUACUUUUUUG
This is a messenger RNA of Austrofundulus limnaeus, 928 nucleotides long. It is a transcript of the gene cd63, whose product is annotated as CD63 molecule. The record is from RefSeq and is a predicted model, not a curated record. Gene Ontology annotation, biological process: regulation of vascular endothelial growth factor signaling pathway. Gene Ontology annotation, cellular component: plasma membrane. NCBI's taxonomy places the organism in Eukaryota, Metazoa, Chordata, Actinopteri, Cyprinodontiformes, Rivulidae.